This is a messenger RNA of Medioppia subpectinata, 1607 nucleotides long. Lineage: Eukaryota; Metazoa; Arthropoda; Arachnida; Sarcoptiformes; Oppiidae. The record is from the annotation of a GenBank genome assembly.
CUUGUUUUGAACACAACUUCAGGUUUGCGAGCGUUUGGCGCAAACGUUGGGAUCAAUUACUGGUGACAUGUCUUCGGGCCGUAAACGUGGAUCCGAUGGCCGACAAGCGAUGGAACUGUUCUGCGAGUGGACUGAUUGUCACAAAGUGUUCAACGAUUUGGUGCUAUAUUUACAACACUUACGCGAAGUGCACACCAGUUGUGACACCAAUUCAGACAAAGAUAAUCAAAACAAUGACAUCAACGCCGACGAAGAUCACGAGGAAGAGACCAAUCGUGAGUUCAGCUGUCGAUGGAUUGGAUGCGAAGAAAAUCAUUUCGACAAUUACUCCCAAUUUUGUCUUCACGUCUCGUAUCACGGCUUUCAUCAGAAGCUCAUGAGUAAUGGUCUGUCGAUUAUGAAGACAUUGGGAGAGUCGAUAUCGUGUCAAAUGGAUUCUUCUGCGAGGAAUGUGUUGCCAGAACUGCCGCAUGUCUUCGUCUGCGGAUGGAAAGAGUGUUUCACAGACUUCGUGGACAGCGAAUCGUUUUACAGACACGUCGACACUCACGCCGUCGAAGAGGUGGCCAUUCCUUCGCUGUCGAGAGAAGAACUCAAACGAACCAAAUUCGCGAAAUGUCUUUGGAUUAGUUGUGAGUCGGCGUUCACUUCGAGGACACAUCUGAAGGAACACUUGAGAUCACAUACACAGGAGAAGCUGAUGGCGUGUCCGUCGUGUGGCGCCAUGUUUUGCAAUCGCAGCAAAUUUGUCGAUCAUCUCUACAGACAGUCGUCGGACAACGGGAUCACCAAAAGUGAUUCGUUGACAAUACAUGUGUCCAAAAGCGGUGACCAAUCGAUGACAACACUGACGAUACAAAUGCCGUCAACGGAAGACUCGGUCGGUGUGAGCAGUCAGACCACGUCGUCGUCGAUACUGAUCCAGAACGUGAACGCCGAGAAUGAGCUGAUGCUCAUUGAUUUGGGCGAUCCGUCAGCCCUGUCCACAGUGACGGCCAUCAACUCAAUGGCCGCCCAGAAGUGCAACGACCAGAAGAAGUGUUACUCGUGUUCGCAAUGCAGCAAACAGUUUAUGACCCGAUCGCUGCUGUCGGAGCACUUCCGCACUCAUGUCACCAAAUAUAAGUGUCCGGAGUGUCAGAUGACAACGAACUCGCCGUCGGCUCUCAAACAUCACAUCACUUACAAACAUAACAAUGAGAGACCCUUUUGCUGUCAAUUCUGUGAUAUUCGCCUGAAGUCUAAGUCAGACCUGAGGCGACACAUCGACACUCACAACGAGGAGCCGCCGUAUAAGUGCUCUCUUUGUAACUUUCAGUCGCGAUCUGUUCAUACAUUUUAUCGACACAACAAAGAGACACAUUUGGCCAUAAAGUGUCAAUACGUGUGUAACGUAUGCCAUAAGGAGUUCAGUCGCGGCAAUAAUCUGACCCGACAUCUGACGACAAUCCAUAAGUACAGUCUCCCCGACGGCUGCUCUCGCUUUCAAUACCAUAAACAGGACGACGGCUCCUAUCGGUUGAACGACAAGUCCAUCGCUAACAAUACUAAAUGAGCGCUCCAUACAAAUCAUAUCAUAUUAGAGUAGUUUACAAAUCAUUCAUCAC